Messenger RNA from Symbiodinium sp. CCMP2456, 3120 nucleotides. NCBI's taxonomy places the organism in Eukaryota, Dinophyceae, Suessiales, Symbiodiniaceae. The record is from the annotation of a GenBank genome assembly.
AUGGAGGCAGCACCCGAUAUGCUGUACUUCUUUGCCCAGCUCGAACCGCUGAUGCACAAGGAUCCGUCCUUGUGGUGCGUCUCAGCCCGCAACGAGCUGGGACUGGGGCCAUACGCCUCGGAUCUCAGUGGGCUCACGCGUACCGACGUCUUUGCCGGAAGCCUGGCUUGGAUGCUGCCCGCCGAGCUCUUUCGAACGGAGAUCUUGCCCCGGUGGCCGGAGAAAGACUGGGCGCAACAUCUUCGGUCGCCCGCUGUGUCGCGAGGUCGCCAGUGUAUCGUCCCCGAGGUCAGCCGCGUACGCCACCUGGGGCGGGACACGCGACAGGAUUCUGCCGGUGCACCGGAGUCGCGGGCUCGACAGGAUGCCGGACUUCUCGUCGCAUCGAGACAGCCCACCUUCCUAGGCAAGGUCUUGCCACAAAUCGAAGAUGAGGCGUUUCGCUCCGCGAUGCGGGCUGGUGUCCUGGGAGCCACCGUUGUCAAGGACCUUUCCGAGAUGCCGGUCAUGAUGGAAGGAUCCACCACGGUGUGGCCAUGGCAGAAUCUUCCAGGUUACCGUGUGGAUUUUGCCUGCAUGUCUGAGGGACUCCCGCCCGAGUGCUGGCGAAUGGUCGCCGGCUACUUCAAGCUGCCGGAGGCCGUUCCACCACGCGGUUUCUACCAGGGGGCCCUUCGUCUUCGAUGGGGUGCAACAGCAGUGCUAUUCAUUGUGGCCGAGAAAACGUCUCUCAUCCCUGCCCAGGACCUGCAGGGCCGCGUGCUGCUCCCGGCGAAGGACUUCCACUUGUCCCCGCCACCGUUGUUGGCAGUGAGGGAGAACGUCGUAGCUGCAGCCGUGCAGGAUGCGGGCAGGUCCUGCAAAUCCAUGUGCGAGUCCAUGGGCAAGGUUUGCUAUCCUGCAGAUCUCCUGUUUGUGAAUGAUUGCACAAUGCUGCGGCAGUUUUUCAACUGCGGACGUUGUGAGGCAUCCUCCGGCACUGCUCUCCCUGCGCUUCGCGCACCUCGUGAACGUAAGGAGGAGCGCAGGGGCGCUGGCUCGAUUUGCCUCACGAACUCCGACGUGCUGCAACAUCCCCCAUCUUGCCACGCUGCGGACUCGGACAAGCAGCGGCUUUGCGUAUGCCGUGAGGAGCUCUCAGCCGCUCCGCUGAAGCCGGCAGUUCGCGAGCGCGCCGAGGCUACCGCCGAGGCUGCGGGAUGGAAGCCUGGUCUCCGGCGCAUGGCGUUGCAUGCGAAAGGGCUGCAGUCCUUUGGCACCGUCGUGUCGGCACCGAAGGCCAACUCGAUGCAUGUCCCCGUGGUCCUCGUGGCUGUGGGUCACUCGGUGGCGGCGCUGAACGCCACUUCACGGGCGCUCCGUGCAGCGAGGGGCUUCGACCCGUCACAGCUUCAAAUUUUCCUCGCCUGCUGCGGCGCACAGGUCGAGCCGUCGCGGCAGCUGCUUCAGGAAGACUUUCCAGAAGCAGCCCUCACUGUGCAGGCUCAGACGAAGCCUGUCCUGCGAGGCCGCUCCAAGACCCUCCACGAUUCGGCGCGCGAGACGCAGCAUCUUCGGGAAGUGCUUACGGCAGCUUUGAGUACCCGGAACAGCAGCAGUCUUCUGGUCGUGCACGAGGGCGCCCAGCUGUCGUCGGAUGCGAUCGGAUUCUUUUCUCAGCUCGGACCGCUCAUGGACCAGGAUCCCUCCAUUUGGUGUAUUGGCGCUUGGAAUGAUGCAGGUUUGGCUCCGUAUGUUGCGGACCUGUCGGUGCUUCUUCGAACCGACUGGCAUCCGGCCAAACUCGCUUGGAUGAUGCGUGCACAGGUGCUACGGCAGGAGAUUCUUCCCAGCUGGCCUGACGCGGAGUGGGAGCGCUUCCUGCGCCGCAACGAGGUGCGAUUGGACCGCCAAUGCAUUGUACCCGAGGUAUCUCGGUGCUAUCCGUAUGGUCCCCCGCAGAGUAUGGACGAUCCAUCCUUGCGACGCAGCGACCGAACGGCCUUCGACGACUUCAUGCGACCGGUUUUGUGGAACAAGGAGGGAGAGGAGGUCCAGCUCGGCGAGCUCGACCGCAUGAAGGAUCGGGCUUACGAGAAACUCUUCCUCGAAACUUGGCCCAACGACGAGGGCCUGGCCCACAGUCGCGCGGUGGCAUCCUUUCGGGAUCUCCUAGACCUCGAGACGGGAACGCAUCACAUCAUUCUGGAUGAGCAGUCCAGCGGCUGGGCGAAGGCCGCACACUUCCUCCGCCUGCCCGAGCGCAUGGAGAAGGACCAGACGAUCCCGGGUUCCUACCAAAACGUGUUGAGGCUGCGCUGGGGUGGGGCAGUCCUGUACGUGGUCUUCAAGGGCAGCAAGCUUCUGUCGGCUGCGGGCAUCCGGAGCAACGUGUCCGGCUUCCAGGACAUACCGCGGCAACGACCAGUGCUGCUUGCCGGCGUGGCGUCUGUGGUCGUCUCACGACUGGGAGCCAGCUGUGCGGCGACCUGCUCAGAGUUGGAGACGGGUGCGAGGUGUCACGACCCGGAUUUGAUGUUCUUGAAUGCAUGUUCUGCUCUUCGCCACUUCAUGGGCCACGAAGCCUGCGGCGAAUGCAUUGCCGGCGAUGGCCAGGAGUAUCCUUCCGUCGUCCUUUUCGACACACAACUAUCGGGCUCUGCGCCUCACUUCAAUGCCAAAGUUCGGAACAAGCUCUUCUUCGAAGAGCAUAGUCCGCCGGUCGGCACCUGCAUCUGGAAUGCGAAUCUCGCGUUCCCGCCUCGCUGCGACGCCGCACAUCGGCGACUGGCCAGGCUGUGCGCGUGUCGUGUGGCGGCGACGAACCUGCCCGCGCAGGCUGCUGAUCUUAGCAAGCCAAGCGCACGGCCCAUAGUUAGGAACCUGGUUCCCGUUGGUCAGGUGGAUGCGUCCUUGCCGCCAGAACGUUGCGGCGCUGCCUUUGGCAACCGGCUGGCUGCGGACUGCUUGGUAAACAAAUUCUGGUGCUGCUCGGCCGGUAUGUGGUGCGGCGCAAGCAAGCAGCACUGUGUCAGCCCCGACCACGAGUGCCGCGUUGGGAACUCUCAGACGCACUUCUGUGGAGCAGGGUGGACGCUCCGGCUGGGAACUUUCGGCCUGACUUCACUCGCAGAUCGUUGA